Molecule: messenger RNA, 411 nt
Organism: Pseudocercospora fijiensis CIRAD86
Lineage: Eukaryota; Fungi; Ascomycota; Dothideomycetes; Mycosphaerellales; Mycosphaerellaceae
Exons: 5
Coding region: 1-411 (136 amino acids)
Source: RefSeq, a predicted model, not a curated record
AUGCCUAGCCCUCUAGACCACGCAACAUCGCGAAGAAAAGUGCCUCCCCUCCUCACCCCUAGCUCGACAGCUCCUCCCGCAGCCACGAGCGCGCACGCCGCAGCUAUAGAGACACUCUCUCCCAUCGCCGCCGGUCUACCCACCGCUCGAGUUCGAGUCCGCACCCACGUCCAACGCCGCAUCCUGCUUACCCUCGCUCCUGCUGCCCGACCUGUGCACCGUCUGCGCUCGCCGCAUCAGCUUUUUAUAGAAAUCCAGGGUCCAGCAUACUACCUUCCAUCUUCUAACCUGCCUUCCAUCUUUCAACCUACCAGACCUUCCUUUCUAUACCACACGACAAAAGCCUUCGUAAAGGGCCUGCAGCCGGAAGUACUAAAUGUACUAUCCCUCUCGCAGAAGCAGCUCUCGUAG